This is a messenger RNA of Punica granatum (pomegranate), 972 nucleotides long. NCBI's taxonomy places the organism in Eukaryota, Viridiplantae, Streptophyta, Magnoliopsida, Myrtales, Lythraceae. The record is from RefSeq and is a predicted model, not a curated record.
GUGCCAAUCCCAACCUAAUCUCCCAAACACGCCCUUAAUUUCUUCCAUUUGAAAAUGGAGGCGGCUUCAAAGUCUAUUCUGAAGCGCUGACAGGUACCUUAUUCGAUUAUAAAAAGGUGUUCUAGCAAAGCAAUUUCCAAGAUCAGAUUCUUAAAGCUUAAAGGUGUCAUCGGAGAUGGUCAAAGCUCUGGUUUUGCUGUUCUGCCUUGCUGCUCUCUGCGUCUCCUCUCAAUCAAGACUCAUCAGUCCUGCAGUUUCAGGUCCCCAUGUCAGCAGAUCUUUCAAGCUCAACUCCACUCAGAAUGCCGGAAGCUGCACUUAUACAGUAAGGAUAAAGACGAGCUGCUCUUCAACUUCCUACACGCGGGAUCAGAUCAGCCUUGCUUUCGGUGAUGCGUAUGGAAAUCAGGUCUAUGCACCAAGGAUAGACGACCCACGUACAAAGACGUUUGAGAGGUGCUCAACCGAUACCUUCCAGAUAUCUGGGCCAUGUACAUACCAAGUCUGCUAUGUGUACCUCUACCGGAGCGGAUAUGAUGGGUGGAAGCCUGAGAUGGUCACUAUAUCCGGUUACUACACGAAGAGCGUCACCUUCUAUUACAACACCUUCGUCCCCAAUGGUGUGUGGUUCGGUUUCAACCACUGUGGGACCUACUUAGCAUCAACGCCCUCGUCCUCAUCAUCUUCAUCAUCAUCAGCAGCAGCAGCCUAGAUGAUAAGAACUUGCCUUGGCUGAUAAUGUUUCACUUUUCUUGUGUUCUUGUUCUUCUCUUGGGGAGAAAUGAGACUAUGUACUGUUGUUUAUCCGGUUCGAAUAUCUCAAACCUUGAAUAAUUAUGGGAGAGUGUUCUCUAUUUCCAAUGUCGAACCUUGUUCUCUCUUUUUCGGUGAAAAUGAAACCAUCUUUUUGGUUGUUUAGCUCCUCGCCGGGAUAUUAAAUGAUAAAAUAAAAAAAGACGUGAAAUUCGAUGC